Messenger RNA from Mercurialis annua (annual mercury), 854 nucleotides. RefSeq lists its product as uncharacterized. The record is from RefSeq and is a predicted model, not a curated record. The transcript has a single exon. The coding region runs from base 29 to 637 and encodes 202 amino acids. Lineage: Eukaryota; Viridiplantae; Streptophyta; Magnoliopsida; Malpighiales; Euphorbiaceae.
AGAAAAAAAUGGUGAGUACCUCUCAUACAUGGCGCAUUAUAUCGAUGAAGAAGACGUAUGGAAAUGUCCAAAACACCCUUCAAAGCGCCGACGAACAGGAAUCUGCCACGUAUGUCUCCGUGAGCGGCUCUCGUCUCUCUGUCCUCACUGUGCUAAAGUACGCCCCUGCUCUUGCUCCGCCACUACAACAACCGCUCAUAAAUCCUCCGCCGAUUCAUUCGUCGCUGAAAUUGGAACCGUUGGCCGCGUUUCAAAUCUGAUCGACGGCGAACCUGCCUUCCGUCGGUCUAGGUCAGUCGCAAUUCCGUUCCUCCGGUCAAAGCCGUCGGUUGAUAGUAAAGAUAGCCGGAAUAUCGUCUCAUCGUCUUCGUUUUGGUCAAGGUUUAGAAGCGGAAAUAGUAGUCGGAGAGAAGCGGAGUCAAAUUUGACGGCGGCGAGUAAUGGUUAUGAAAAUGAUAAUAAUAAAGAGCGGAGGAGGAGUAUGAUGAGGAAAUCAAGGUCCGUCGCGGUAACGUCGGAAUCCGCUAAGUCGGCGAAGGGAAGAGGCUGGUAUUUUCCGAGUCCGAUCAAGGCUUUCCGGCAAUCGAUUUCCAGAGGAAUAAUGGUACACGAAAGAUCUCCGUUACAUAGAGGUUGAAUUUUAUUUACUGAAAAUUACCAAAUUAGAUCAGUCUUAAAAAUGACAGUAUAGUUUUUUAAUUAACAGCUCAACUUAGAAAUUCAAUGUUUAUUUAAUUUUAUUUUCGUGGAUAUAAAUUUUUUAUUGAUUCAUCAAAAGUAGCAAAUUUUCUUUUUUUUAAUUGUAUACUUACUAUUUUGUUUCCAAUAAAAUCAUAUUGAAAAUUUUAAUUGAA